UGAACAAUAUAUGAAUUUUAGUGACGUAUCCGCUGGAUUUAACAAAGACUAGGUUACAGAUUCAAGGGGAGAUAAAUGUGUCUGGAACUACUGUUUCUCACUCAAAUAGAGGCAUGUUGAAAAUAUUACAUGGAAUUGUUACAGAGGAGGGAUUUUUCAAACUAUGGCAGGGUGUUCCACCAGCUCUAUACAGACAUAUAGUGUACACUGGCUGUAGAAUGAAUAUCUAUGAGGUACUCAGAGACAGAGUGUUCAAAAAGAAUAAAGAUGGAACUUUCUCAUUGUGGAAAGGUGUAAUAGUGGGAUCAACAGCUGGGGCACUGGGACAAUUUAUUGCUAGCCCUACUGACCUUAUCAAAGUAAAUAUGCAGAUGGAAGGUCGUCGGAGACUGGAGGGUCAUCCACCAAGAGUUCACAAUGUUGCCCAUGCUUUUCGUUUCAAUUUUUCACAGAUUUAUGCCUGCGCUGGCGUGGUGGCAGCUAUUAUGUGUACGCCGGCUGAUGUUGUCAAAACUCGAGUCAUGAAUCAACCAAUCAAAGAUGGAAGGUUUGUUAACCACAGAAAAAACUUGUGGUGGAUGUUUCUAGCCCCCUGGUCACUAACUUUCUGGAUUACAUAUGAAGAGCUGAGAAAAUUCACUGGUCAAUCAUCAUUCUAGAUCAUCGUCUUAGUUGUGAUAUUAACCCUUACUGUGCUAAAUUUUUAUAAUGAACUUGUCCAUCUUCCAAUUUGGACAGCACCAUUAACUGUUAAAAGGGGUGCUUACCAAAUUGAUACUGACUGGAUAGCGAACAGUGCAGAUCAUGUUCAGACUGCAUGGAUAUGCAGGCUGAUCAUGAUCUACACUGGUCACAAAGGCAGAACCAAUCGUGUCCAGCAUGAUAAGGAUUAACAAACUAUGUGUGUGUACUUUGACGUUUUCCCCAUUUUGUGUUUCUAAAUCACAAAGUCUCAGUAAACCAGAGUACGAGAUAUAUUCUAUGCUGAACAUUAUUUUGGAAUAUAUUUUCAUGACGGUUUUGUGAUAAUGAUAUUUAUUCUUGUAAUUCUGCAAAAUAUACGCUACAUAUAUUUUGCUUUUUAAUUGGACAGAAGAAACUAGUAUUUUGCUUUAGUGGAGAUGAAUGGAGACAGAAAUAAUGAGCAGUGUUCAAUCACUGUGGGUUUUAUAUAAACUGUAACGCGUCAUCUUAAUGUUUUACAUCUUGUUAAUAAAUGUAUGAAUUAAAGACAAUGUUCUGAUGUCAGAUAGGUAGUGGAGUAAGGUCAAGUGGUUAAGGUGCGGACUAACCUAAGGGUCAUUUGUUCGAGCACCUCUGGGGUCAAAAACGCAUCUCCUGACACAAGUACUGGUUUUUCCAGGAAACAGACUUUAGUGUAUUCAAAUAAACUUGAAGCUUUCAUCACAAGUGGGCUUAAAUAAAUUAGUAUAGACUAAACUAAGUAUGUAGUGUAUUGCUCAUAGUGCAGUUACUAAGGUGAUUAUGCAUGUAGGAGGUUAUGCCUUAAUAUAGUAUUACCCAUUAAAGGUGGAUAAUCAGAUCUUGGCCAUGUAACGGAUUUGAUCAAAACUUUAGCAUCUGAUCAUUUACACUCAUUUAUGUUCACUUAACACUUGAUACAAAUUAGAUUUUCUCUGGAGGUAUUUUUAAAAUUUCAUUUUCCUAUCCUGGUUGCCCAGCCAAGAUCAUAAGUAUAAAUUUGAUAAACAUACUUUGCCUAAAUAAAUGUAUAAAUAUUAGACAUAUUGUAAUAUAUUUGUAAAAUAUUUGCAUUAAAAAUUAUGUAUUUAGAUGGAAUUCAUUAGAAACGCAAGUUUGAAAAAUUAUUAUUACCUCCCUUUGCCUGUCUUGGUUGCGCAACCAAGAUAGAUUGGAAAUAAAUUAAUUCAGAAGCUACACACAGCUUUUAAACUUGCAUUUUGGUUCAGAUUGUUCAAUAGUUGAUAUGUCUAUCAAAUGCAAAUGUAAAACUAGACAUUGUAUCGAAAUAAAAAGAAAUAUCCAGCUUUUUAUAUACUUUCAUAUUAAAGGGGAGUAAUUACAAAAUUUUAUAAAAAUAAUAAAAUAUACAUUUCAGAUAGGAAUCUAACUCUAUGUAAUCGGUCUUUUUGUUCCUUAAAUAAUUCUCUACCAGAAUAUACAAAAAGUAAAAAAUGUCAUUAAAUGUUGUUUAAAUGUGAUUGACCACCUUUAAAACCGUGGAUAAAACUUCUCAUUCGAAUGAAUUGUCUACAAUAUUGCCUUCCAGUUUGUUUAUUGGUAUAAAAUAUAAAAACUGUCUAUUAUUUUGAUAAAAAAUAUUGUUAAUGAUAGCUUCACAUGUCAUAAAAGUUCUGUCCAAUUUACGUAAUUGAGGUUUUUUUUUGUUUACAAAAUGCACUUACGUUUAUAUUUCUAAAACUUACAGCUGUAGCAAUAAAUCUAAUGCACAACAUAUGUUUUUUUCUAUAUGAAUUUUCUAACCUGACAUUUUGAAAAAUUUAAAACCAUCCUAUUCUAUGUUGAAGGAAAAAAUGGCCUGAACAUGCAGAACAAGGUUAAAAAAUAUACUCAUUCAGCAUUUAGAAAGGGUCCAAAAAGGAAAAAUAAAAUGUUCUGAAAUAGAUGUAGAUUUUUGUGUCAUGUGUAUUAUGUAUGUUGAUAAGAUAUUGUAUAAACAUUAACUGAGCCGUGCCAUGGGAAAACCAACAUAGUGGGUUUGCGACCAGCAUGGAUCCAGACCAGCCUGCGCAUGCGCGCAGUCUGGUCAGGAUCCAUGCUGUUCGCUAAUAGUUUCUCCAACUCCAAUAGGCUUUAAAAGCGAACAGCAUGGAGCCUGACCAGACUGCGCGGAUGCGCAGGCUGGUCUGGAUCCAUGCUGGUCGCAUACCCACUAUGUCGGUUUUCUCAUGGCACGGCUCAACUUUCCAUUUGAUUGUAUGUGCUGAAUUCAGAGGCUCAUCUAUGUUCUUUCAGUGUUAUGUUUUGUAGCUCAUGUAAAUGUUGACAUAUUUCCUUCAAGUAGACUGAUUGUCAUUGUCAUCUCCACAUAUACUUAAUUAUGUCUCCCCUUACUGGGGGAGACAUAUUGUUUUUGCCCUGUCCGUCCGUUAGUCCGUCCAUCCGUCCGUCACACUUCGUUUCCGAUCAAUAACUGGAGAACCAUUCGACUUAGAGUCUUCAAACUUCAUAUGCUGGUAGGGCUUAUUGAGUAGAUGAUCCCCAUUGAUUUUGGGGUCAAUAGGUCAAAGGUCAAGGUCACAGGAGCUCGAAGAUGAAAAAAUGUUUUCGAUCAAUAACUCGAGAACCACUUUACCUAGAUUCUUCAAACUUCAUUUCCUGGUAGGGCUUAUUGAGUAGAUGAUCCCUGUUGAUUUUGGGGUCACUGGGUCAAAGGUCAAGGUCACAAGGGGAGACAUGCGCUUUUCUUCAAAAGCAUCUUCUAGUUACCAUUUAUUGUUUAGUGUUGUGAAAGUAUCUCACUGUAUGAAUUAUAUGCAAUUCAUAGUGCUUUCAACUAUUCCUCAUACCUAAAGACCAUCCAUAGAAGAUUUCUUGACUGUAUCUUGAAACCUUAAUUGAGCCGCACCAUGAAAAAAUCAACAUAGUGGGUUUGCGACCAGCAUGGAUCCAGACCAGCCUGCGCAUCCGUGCAGUCUGGUCAGGAUCCAUGCUGUUCGCUAACAGUUUCUCUAAUUACAAUAGGCUUUGAAAGCGAACAGCAUGGGUCCUGACCAGACUGCGCGGAUGCCCAUGCUGGUCUGGAUCCAUGCUGGUCGCAAACCCACUGUUGGUUUUCCCAUGGCACGGCUCAAUUUAGUUUGAGCAGUUGUUGUUAAGAAAAGUUUGCACUUUUUGGUACCCGUGUAAUCCUGAGCUAAAUUUACUCCGAUUUCAAUUGAACCAUUGUUUCAUAUAAGCAAUGGUAUACUUGGUGGCAGCUGUCGGUGUUGAUUAAUUAAGAUCAGUUAAUGAAGUUCAUGUUUUAGUGAUUUGUUUUAGAGGUUCAUUGUAAAAGUAACCUUUAGUAAUUCUUUAUGAUGAACUAACUGUUCUAUUAUACAUUUACCUGUAUUGAUAUCUUGUGUCUAAAUGGUGUUGUAUGACAUUCCUUCAGACUGAUUGUGAAGUACAUACAGCUAUACUUCCUUGAUAAGUACCUGAAGCGAUACUUCCUUGAUAAGUACAUACUUCCCUGUUAAGUACAUUUAGUGAUACUUCCUCGGUAAUGAAAUAUAUUGAUAUUUUCUUGCUAAGUACAUAUAGCGGUUCUUCCUUGUUAUGUACUGAUAUUUCUGCAGUAAUUAGAUAUUACAAUACUUCCUCGCUAAGUACACAUAGCGAUAUUUCAUCGUUUGGUACUUAUUGGUACAUUUCAUUGUUUAGAACAUGAAGAGAUGCUUCAUUGUUGAGUACAUACAGUGAUACUUCAUCAUUCUGUAAUGAUAAUUCAUACCACAACUACUGUAAUGGUAGUUUAGGAUAGUGAAAGUUGAGAUUUAUGUCAUUGUUAUAUUAAAACUGUUGCUUGUAUUCCUAUAUCUUCUGUGUAAAGAGAGUGAUUUGUCAGUUGAGUUUUGUCAACAUUGUUAAUCCUUUCUAUAUUUUCUUCAAAGUGAAAUAUGUAUUUUUUUGACGUUUUUACUCUCUCAGACAAAUUUUUAUUGAAUUUUGUUAUAAGGAGAAAUGUGUAUAGCAAGGCACUUGGUUAAUUAUAUAGCUGUAUAUGUUUUACUGCAGAGUUACCUUUGUUAAAUGGAGGCAGGUCCAAAGCAAAAAUAUAUGUAUUUUCCCAAUUCUCAACUUAAAAGUUAAUUUCUAGUGCUUUGAUCUGUUUUACAACAGUUUUGCUACUUUGAAAGCUUUUAUGUUUGUUUAGGUAAGAAUACAGUUACUGUUGAACAAAUAUAAAAAAGCUACCCCACAUUUCCAAAUAUUGUGUCAAAAAAUGAUUUAUAUAUAUGAGCCGUGCCAUGGGAAAACCAACAUAGUGGCUUUGCGACCAGCAUGGAUCCAGACCAGCCUGCGCAUCCGUGCAGUCUGGUCAGGCUCCAUGCUGUUCGCUUUUAAAGCGUAUUGGAAUUGGAGAAACUGUUAGCGAACAGCAUGGAUCCUGACCAGACUGCGCGGAUGCGCAGGCUGGUCUGGAUCCAUGCUGGUCGCAAAACCACUAUGUUGGUUUUCCCAUGGCAUGGCUCAUAUGUUGUUGACAUUUCCAAAAUAAUAAAAAAGUCUGGUAACUUGGUGACAUAGUCACAGGUACAUACAGCAAUAUAUUUUGCGCAAUCUUUUAUCUCUUGUGUUGAGAUAUAAUUAUAUUUCUCUAUAAUGUGUUCAACUGUUUGUUCUAACAUGGCUUGGUUCGUUUGUUAAAGAAGAAAAUCAAGCAUUGUAUAUUCUGUGAUAGACAAUGGAGUUGAUGUGCAAAAUAUUUCCACAAGCCAUCAGGUUCAUUAUGAUGAAUGAACGUAGAUAAGCAUAUAUUUUUAUCAGAGCGUUAGAAUGAAAUAGUAAGGUUUUCUUGUAGUUUAUUGUCUGAUAUGCCACAGUUUAUUGUUUAAAUGCUUAGAAAUAUAACUAAUUACCUGAGCUCUGCAGCGUUGUAUAUGAGAUGAUAAAUCAUGCAAACGUCUUGAUUAUUUUAUGAAUGUAUAUACAAUAGUUUUAAAGCAUGUGUUCUAACUCUAACCAGAAUUACCAAUGAUGUUAUUUAUUUUAGAAUGUUGGGCAUAGAUACAUGAUGAAGUCAUGAUUAGGUUGCUUUGUGUUCCUUAUUACUAGUCGUGAUGAAGUGCUGCUAGUGAAUCAAGUUUUAUGAUGUGCUACCUGUAGGAAAUUGUUUAACAGAAGUAUACAUGAUUGUUUUCAAAGCUAAAACUUGUUUUGGAAACAUCAGUGGAGCUUUGUCACAUGUGUUUCAGUUUUAAUGUUAUUGUAUAUGUAUAUCAUAUUGACUAUUUGUAACUUGCUCUGUAUGUUACAUUGAAUUUAAUUUACCAUGUAUUUCAUAUCAUAUUAAACAAGUUUUUGUAUAGGUAAUAACAUGUGUUUAAAUGCUGUUAGACUAUGUAAAAGUAUUGUUAGUUUGUAGAUCUCAUACUAUCUGAUAAUGAAAUUGAAUUUGGAAUAAAGUAACGUUUGAAAAUUUC
Molecule: messenger RNA, 6131 nt
Organism: Mercenaria mercenaria
Lineage: Eukaryota; Metazoa; Mollusca; Bivalvia; Venerida; Veneridae
Product: mitochondrial uncoupling protein 4-like
Exons: 7
Coding region: 114-659 (181 amino acids)
Biological process (GO): response to cold
Source: RefSeq, a predicted model, not a curated record